AUGACGACUCCUACCAACAUUGAUCCCAAGGAUGCUCAAGCAUAUUGGGCCAAAUAUCAAGGGGACAGUUAUCUUAAGGGCUGGGCCUCCCUCUGGGACAAAGGUGAUAAUUUACCCUGGGAUCGUGGCUUCCCCAACCCCGCGCUAGAGGACACCCUGGUCCAGCGAGCUGGCACCAUUGGCGGGCCCAUCGCCCAGGACGGUGAGAGGCGGAAGGCCCUAGUGCCGGGCUGUGGACGUGGAGUCGACGUGCUCUUAUUCGCGAGCUUUGGGUAUGACGCCUAUGGCCUGGAGUGCAGCGCCGCGGCCGUCGAAGCGUGCAAGAAGGAGGAGAAGGUGAACAGUAGCCGGUACCGCGUGCGAGAUGAGAAAGCUGGCAAAGGGAAGGUCACUUUCGUCCAGGGGGAUUUCUUUGAUGACACCUGGUUGAAGGAAAUUGGAGUGCCUCGAAAUGGAUUGAUGUCAUUUAUGAUUACACGUUUUUCUGUGCUCUGA
Aspergillus luchuensis is the source of this 495-nucleotide messenger RNA. RefSeq lists its product as uncharacterized. Gene Ontology annotation, molecular function: thiopurine S-methyltransferase activity. The record is from RefSeq and is a predicted model, not a curated record. Bases 1 to 495 code for a protein of 164 amino acids. NCBI's taxonomy places the organism in Eukaryota, Fungi, Ascomycota, Eurotiomycetes, Eurotiales, Aspergillaceae. The transcript has 2 exons.